AUGGAGUCAACCGAAGAAUGUGAGAUGGCGAAUCACGGCGAAAAAGAUGAUGUGGCCUGUGAGAAAUGGAAUCAACCGAAGAAUGUUCCUGAAUGUUUGUUGCUCCACCUCCAUAAUUUAGUGUGGGAAUGUUACAGAGGCCGACGGGAAGAGGAUAAAGAGGUGGCCAGAUACAUCUUCAGGAACGCAAGUCAUUUGAAAAGGGCAACUUUUAUCAGCCUGAUGGGAAGUGUUGGAGAGUUAGAAAAUAUGGUGAGGGCUUCGAGUUCAUGCCAGCUUGUGUUCAAAUGA
Microthlaspi erraticum is the source of this 291-nucleotide messenger RNA. NCBI's taxonomy places the organism in Eukaryota, Viridiplantae, Streptophyta, Magnoliopsida, Brassicales, Brassicaceae. The record is from the annotation of a GenBank genome assembly.